Molecule: messenger RNA, 1494 nt
Organism: Talpa occidentalis (Iberian mole)
Lineage: Eukaryota; Metazoa; Chordata; Mammalia; Eulipotyphla; Talpidae
Gene: MATN1
Product: matrilin 1
Exons: 8
Coding region: 1-1494 (497 amino acids)
Molecular function (GO): calcium ion binding
Source: RefSeq, a predicted model, not a curated record
AUGAGGGUCACCUCUGGCACCGGCCUCGUGCUCUGUGGCCUGCUGCUGCUGCUGCUCCAGGCCCCACACACCCGUGGCCUCACUCCCCAAUCCAGAGGGCACCUCUGCCGGACCCGGCCCACGGACCUGGUGUUUGUGGUGGACAGUUCGCGCAGCGUGCGGCCUGUGGAGUUCGAGAAGGUGAAGGUGUUCCUGUCCCAGGUCAUCGAGUCGCUGGAUGUGGGGCCCAAUGCCACACGGGUGGGCGUGGUCAACUACGCCAGCACGGUGAAGCAGGAGUUCCCGCUGCGGGCCCACGGCUCCAAGGCCGCGCUGCUGCAGGCCGUGCGCCGCAUCCAGCCGCUGUCCACCGGCACCAUGACGGGCCUGGCCAUCCAGUUCGCCAUCACCAGGGCCUUCAGCGAUGCCGAGGGCGGUCGUGCCAGGUCCCCUGACAUCAGUAAGGUGGUCAUAGUGGUGACCGAUGGGAGGCCCCAGGACAGCGUACGGGACGUGUCUGCCCGGGCCCAGGCCAGUGGCGUGGAGCUGUUCGCCAUCGGUGUGGGCCGUGUGGACAAGGCCACCCUGAGGCAGAUCGCCAGCGAGCCGCAGGACGAGCACGUGGACUACGUGGAGAGCUACAGUGUCAUUGAGAAGCUGUCCAAGAAGUUCCAAGAGGCCUUCUGCGUGGUGUCAGACCUGUGUGCCACGGGGGACCACGACUGCGAGCAGGUGUGCAUCAGUUCUCCUGGCUCCUACACUUGCGCCUGCCGAGAAGGUUUCACCUUGAACAGUGAUGACAAGACCUGCAAUGUCUGCAGCGGCGGUGGUGGCAGUUCGGCCACUGACCUGGUCUUCCUCAUCGAUGGAUCCAAGAGUGUGAGACCCGAGAACUUUGAGUUGGUGAAGAAGUUCAUCAACCAGAUUGUGGACACACUGGAUGUGUCAGACAAGCUGGCCCAGGUGGGGCUGGUGCAGUACUCCAGCUCAGUGCGCCAGGAGUUCCCACUGGGCCGCUUCCACACCAAGAAGGACAUCAAGGCCGCUGUGCGGAGCAUGUCCUACAUGGAGAAGGGCACCAUGACUGGGGCUGCCCUCAAGUACCUCAUUGACAAUUCCUUCACUGUGUCCAGCGGGGCAAGACCUGGUGCCCAGAAGGUGGGCAUUGUCUUCACUGAUGGCCGGAGCCAGGACUACAUUAAUGAUGCUGCCAAGAAGGCCAAGGACCUUGGCUUUAAGAUGUUUGCUGUGGGUGUGGGCAAUGCUGUGGAGGAUGAGCUGAGGGAAAUUGCCUCAGAGCCUGUGGCAGAGCACUACUUCUACACAGCUGACUUCAGGACCAUCAACCAGAUUGGCAAGAAGUUGCAGAAGAAGAUCUGUGUGGAGGAAGACCCGUGUGCCUGUGAGUCCAUCGUGAAAUUCCAGGCCAAAGUGGAGGGGCUGCUGCACGCCCUGACCAGGAAGCUGGAAGCUGUGAGCAAGCGGCUGGCCGUCCUGGAGAACACGAUCGUCUGA